CUGCUCUAUCACGAUCAGUGCUUUGAACCAGCUCCCGAAGUGAAGGAAGCAUUACGCCGUCUGAAUCUCAAAGAGCCAUGGCUUUUCGAUGAGCGAAAAAUACGCCUCUAUCAUGCACAUACAUUGAAAAGUCAUGGAGACUUGCCUUAUCUGGACGAGAUUGAAGAGGAAAAGAAAACAAGAGCAGACACUUCUGGACUGAUUCCUGGAUAUCAGUUAAAACAGCAUCAUUGAUG
This is a messenger RNA of Gongylonema pulchrum, 236 nucleotides long. NCBI's taxonomy places the organism in Eukaryota, Metazoa, Nematoda, Chromadorea, Rhabditida, Gongylonematidae. The record is from the annotation of a GenBank genome assembly.